CGUGUCAAAAUGAAUGUUUGCGUUUAGCAGUGCCGUACUAGGUGACUAGUCUUAGAGCCUUGAAGCGACUGUACACCGUAUUACUCUCACUCGAUUGUCUCGUACUUGCAACUUGAGGGUUUCAUGGACUAUCUUCGCAGCUUCGGCUCUGCUGCGGUAUCGACUCUAGUCCAAAAAUCGGGGCUAAACCUACCUUUCUCGCUGGGUCCCAAGGUUUACUCCUGCGAGACAUUCUGGACCUUGUACGACGCUACGAAACGGGAGGAUGGUAGUCUGGUCUCGGUCUUCGAGUAUGAUCUCACUCACCCGCUCAACAAGUCCACCAUACCUCUCGCCCGCAACUCUCUACGGAAACUGCGCACCAUACGACAUCCAGAUGUACUUAGAUUCAUCGAUGUUGUGGAAUCUGAUUCAACAAUCUGCAUCAUGACGGAACGGGUUCGCCCUCUACCCCUCGCGCUAUCCCAGUCAACCUCCAAUGCUCCACGCGAGCGGGAGGACUGGCUGAUUUGGGGGCUACACCGGAUUUCCGUUGCUCUUGCUUUUCUCAAUGAUUCUGCUUCCUCUACCCAUGGCAAUGUCCGUCCAAAUGCCAUCUUUAUCACCCCUUCAGGAGAGUGGAAGUUGGGAGGCUUCGAGGUGUUGAGCAAUCCAAAAGAUGAUCUUUCUGUUAUAUAUACCAUGGGCGGCCUCAUGCCAGACGCAAUGACUUGCGCACCCCCAGAAGUCAAGAAGGAGGGUUGGUCUGCCCUUAAAGACGUACCAUUAUCGGCUGCAGACGGAUACGCCCUUGGUCUACUUCUUCAUGCCGUCUUCAAUCCCACCCACCCUCCACCACCGACUGCUCAGCCACCUCAUCCACCACCUCAAGCCUCUUCCAGAGGUGCCAUACCAUCGUCCGUCUUUCCCUCCUUCAAAAAGCUCCUCAACCCGAAUCCCAAAUCACGAAUGUCAGCCAAGACCCUACUAGACAUUGGUAUGGCAGAGUCAGAUGGAGAAGGACAUGGAUUUUUCGUACAUAACCGGCUCGUCAAGGUCUGCGCUGGACUGGACGGAUUCACUCUGAGUAGUGAAUCUGACAAGGCAUCAUUGCUACGCAUGCUCAAGGAAUCUGGUUCUUCAUUUCCCCCCGAAUUUGUAUCUUAUCGCGUUCUGCCAUGCCUCGCAUCCGCGCUCGAGUUCGGCGGUGCCUCAGCAGCAACCAUCGUCCCUCUCGUCCUCCAAUUUGGAAAGAAUGUUGCACCUGACGACUACGGCUCGAUCAUUGUUGCACCCCUCGUAAAGCUCUUUGCAAGUGCUGACCGUGGCACACGUAUUGCGCUCCUCGAUAGUCUCCCCGACUUCGCCGAGAAGCUAGAUAAAAAAACAGUCGUCGAUAAGAUUUGGCCAAACCUGCAAACCGGCUUCACUGACACUGUCGCAGUCAUUCGAGAAGCUACUGUCCGCGCUAUUGUCCUACUUUCUCCCAAGCUAUCUGACCGCAUACUCAACAACGACCUCCUCCGUCACCUUGCCCGCCUCCAAUCAGACCCAGAAGCCUCCAUCCGCACCAACACUUGUAUUCUUAUCGGCCGCCUAGGCCCCUCACUAGGGUACAACACCAAACGAAAAGUUCUUGUUCCCGCGUUCAGCAUGGCGCUCAGGGAUCCGUUUGUCCACGCUCGUGUGGCGGGCGUUAUGGCGUUCAUGGCAACUGCGGAGUGCUUUGAGAUGGAGGACGUAGCUGGGAAAGUUGUUUCUGCUGUCGUAGGUGCUACGCUGGAUAAAGAAAAGUUGGUUCGCGAUCAGGCCUUCAAGGCUGUCGAACUUUUUGUCAAGCGGUUAGAAGCUCACGCUGCAACUAUGCCAGAAUCAGCAUCCACAGAAGAGGGUGGGGACGAUCUACCAGCAAGGCUUCCAGGUACAUUCACCCAAACUGGCCUUGUCAAUUCAGCAACUGGAGCAGCAGCCGCUCUCACAGGGUGGGCUGUAUCGUCACUUGGUAAAAAGCUUGCCCCUGCUGACAUGCAAACAACGAUCUCAAGUACUAUUGAUGGAUCAUUGUCGGCACCAGCUAUUAAUGGGCGUGCCAGUCCUCUACCUCUUUCAGCUGCGUCUUCACCUUCACCCUCCAUGAAUCCAUCAAGAGGCAGAGGCAAAGGUCUCCAACUAGGUGGAAAUAAAGCCCCGACUUCUACGCUCGCUGCGCAGCUCGCUGAAGAAGUCGCUAACGAGGCAGGGCAGGGCAGUAGUCAUUUGUGGAACGACGAUUUGAUCGACAUUCAUGCUGACGAGGGAGAUUGGACCGCGUUCGAGAGCGCUCCACCCACCGUAGAAUCAAAACUCGCGAGUACAGCUGACGGUCUAGGAUUCGGCAUAUCGCUACGAGCCAGUUCUCCAACUUCUGACGAAUGGGGCGCAAUGGCAUCGUCAUCUCGACCCACAAGUCGCUCCCCCGAUCCAUGGACGACCUCACAUCCCUCCCAUAUCUCACGCACGCUCUCCCCACAACCCCGCAGAUCCCUCGCAACUUCUACUCUUGCACCAGCAUUUUCACCCGCUUCAAGCGCUCGAUCAACACCAGUAUCAUCUCCUCGCCCACUUCCGAAUUCUGUUGAUAAUACACCAUCAACUAGUAUGGCUGGGAUGUCGAAAGAGGAGAAGGCUGCUGAGAUGGCGAGGAGGAAGGAGGAGAGGCGGUUGCGGAUCGAGAAGCUGAAGGAACAGAAAAAGAAUGCUGCUACGGCUGGAAAGGUUUGAGGACGGAGUGUUGGGGGACACCUGCGUUGAUGCGAUGGUGCGAUGCAGUGCUGAGUCAUUGGGAGGGGCCUUUCCUGACCACUGUACGAUCAUCAUACUUUGUAUAGGUGUAAACUGCACUUAGGAUGCGGCAUAUGUGCGGCGAGCUAUGUCAUUAAUAUUGACACUCAUUCCUUCCUUCAAAUCUACAUCACCAUCCGCACUAUCGCCGAGCUAAGAUAUACUAUUUACUGCUAUGCAAGAUCUAAAGCGCGUGCAUUCUUCAGAAACGAUAAU
Suillus clintonianus is the source of this 3015-nucleotide messenger RNA. RefSeq lists its product as uncharacterized. The transcript is spliced from 14 exons. Gene Ontology annotation, molecular function: ATP binding; protein kinase activity. Bases 124 to 2739 code for a protein of 871 amino acids. The record is from RefSeq and is a predicted model, not a curated record. Gene Ontology annotation, cellular component: cytoplasm. NCBI's taxonomy places the organism in Eukaryota, Fungi, Basidiomycota, Agaricomycetes, Boletales, Suillaceae. Gene Ontology annotation, biological process: tRNA export from nucleus; protein phosphorylation.